CCAACUCUUAUUCCACUGAUCAGAAGCUUAUGUCAAACCAGUUCCAAAGUCUAUAAUCUGAUCUCUUAUUGCUUGUUUUCAUCAUUAUUCUUGUUGGUCUUUAAAACCAAUCGAAAAUGGAACAGGAUCAGUAUUGGAUGUGGAUGAGGAGGAGACGGAUUUUGAAGUCCCAUUUUCAAGUGUCAAUGAACUCUUUAAGUGAGUACUCGUGGGAAGAAAAAGCUUUUGCAGAAGAUGCAGCAGGGUCCUUGGGGGGAUGCAUAUGGCCUCCUAGAUCAUAUUCUUGUAGUUUUUGCAGGAGAGAAUUCAGGUCAGCUCAAGCUCUAGGUGGUCACAUGAAUGUCCAUAGGAGGGAUAGAGCUAGGCUUAAACAAUCUGCUCUCAGUUCCCACAAUGAAGUUGUUGUUCCUCAUCAUCAGAAUCACAGAAAAAUAUCUCCAAAAUCAUCUGAUGAGCCUAAAAUAUUACCACACCAGGCUGGCCCUUUAGAUUCCACUGAUGAUCUUGACCAUAAUUCUAUUGCCUCAACCUUUUCAGCGUCUAGGGUUUCAGUAUUAUCUACUCAAGAAAAUUUUAGUACUACUUCUCCUGUUCAAGAACAGCAUAAAGGGCAGUUAUUUGGGUCAGAUUCUACUGCAAAAAGAAGUCUCAACAAUAUUUUUUUAGAUUCAAAACCUGAUGCAGAAAAGAGCAUCAAGCUGGCGCGGGGGGGAGAUUCUGUGUGCCUAGAUUCUGAUGAUGAUCAUGUUGAAACCAAUUUGUCUGUUGGGUUGAAUCCUGUCUUUUUCCAAAAUCGGCCAACUGUGAUCACUUGUGGAGAGGAGGCAAUCAGUUGCAAACGACCAAAGAUUGCUGUUUCAACACUGCCAUUCAUAGUUUCAGAAGAGACAUAUUCUCCUCUUCAGUGGCAGGUUCUUGGACUCAAGCCUGCAGGCUCCAUGGAGGACUUGGAUCUUGAGCUCAGGCUUGGUGUUCUACCAAAGGUGAAGUAAUGCAUGGUGCACUGUGCAAGAGAAUGAUCUCAAGAGAUCAUCAGUCUAACUUCUUUUUUUUUCUUUUUUGUCCCUUUAUGUCAUCUCUUUGAUUUUCCCUGGAGAACAGGCGAAGGCGUAUUGUGCAGAUAAUGAGACUGAGCAGAAUGGAAAAAAAAAAAAAAGCUUAUAUUCCAAUAACUUUUCUUGUAUUCUGAUACGCAGUAGCAUCUUAGUUUUAUCAGCUUUUUUUUUUUUCUGUUUUGAGUAUAUCUUCCUAUACUAUCUUUCCAUCUCAUGAUGAUAAUGAUUUGGGAAUGAUAAGGGGUACUUAAAAUCUUCAUGAUUAUAGAUAAAAUCUUCAGGUGUCCUUUCAUCUGUUCGACAAGGAAAGAUCUCCAUGAUCAAUGUCUGAUG
Molecule: messenger RNA, 1388 nt
Organism: Theobroma cacao (cacao)
Lineage: Eukaryota; Viridiplantae; Streptophyta; Magnoliopsida; Malvales; Malvaceae
Product: putative transcriptional regulator RABBIT EARS
Source: RefSeq, a predicted model, not a curated record